AUGGGAUCGAUAGAGCAAUCUUCUCUGCCGGCUGAUUUCGUUUGGGGCUUUGCGACCGCAGCCUAUCAAAUUGAGGGCGCUGUGACCGAGGAUGGACGUGGUCCUUCCAUUUGGGAUACGUUUUGCAAGGUUCCGGGCAAGAUCGCUGGCGGAGGAUCCGGUGAGGUCGCGUGCGACUCGUACCACCGUACGCAUGAGGACAUUGAAUUGUUGAAGACAUGCGGUGCUAAGGCAUACCGGUUUUCGCUAUCAUGGUAUAACCCUACAAUCCGUUUUCAGCAACUUAACCUUUACAAGUUGCCUCGCAUCAUUCCCCUGGGCGGCCGCAACGAUCCUGUCAACGAGAAGGGCCUACAGUUCUAUGUGAAGUUUGUCGAUGACCUCAUUGCUGCGGGCAUUACCCCCUUGGUGACACUCUUCCACUGGGAUCUUCCUGAUGAAUUGAACAAGCGUUAUGGCGGUUUCUUGAACAAGGAGGAGUUUGUUGCGGAUUUUGCAAACUAUGCCCGCCUGGUCUUCAAGACCUUCGGAUCCAAGGUCAAGCACUGGAUCACUUUCAAUGAGCCCUGGUGCAGCUCUGUACUUGGAUACAACACGGGUUCUUUUGCGCCUGGGCACACGAGUGAUCGUACCAAGAGUGCCGUGGGUGAUAGUUCAACGGAGCCAUGGGUUGUGGGCCAUAGCAUUCUUGUCGCGCACGGUGCAGCGGUGAAGAUCUACCGUGAUGAGUUCAAGGCACAAGAUGGUGGCGAGAUCGGUAUCACAUUGAAUGGUGACUGGGUUGAGCCUUGGGACCCCGAGAACCCGGCCGACGUGGAGGCCUGCGAUCGCAAAAUCGAAUUCGCUAUCUCAUGGUUUGCCGACCCUAUUUAUCAUGGCAAAUACCCAGACAGCAUGAUCAAGCAACUAGGGGACCGUCUGCCCGCGUGGACGCCGGAAGACCUCGCCUUGGUGCACGGGAGCAAUGACUUCUACGGAAUGAACCACUACUGCGCAAACUUCAUCCGUGCCAAGACAGGAGAGCCCGACCUCAACGACGUUGCAGGAAAUCUAGAGCUGCUCCUGGAGGACAAGAAUGGUGUCAGUAUCGGUCCGAUCACUCAGUCACCCUGGUUGCGACCUUGCGCGCUGGGAUUCCGGAAGCUUCUCAAGUGGCUGAGUGAGCGCUAUGGAUAUCCUAAGAUCUAUGUCACAGAGAAUGGAACCAGUGUGCUAGGCGAGAGCGACAUGCCACUGGAACAACUGCUUGAUGAUGAGUUCCGUGUGCAAUAUUUCAAGGACUACAUUGGUGCUAUGGCGGAUGCGUAUACGUUUGAUGGAGUCAACGUUCGCGCCUACAUGGCUUGGAGUCUUAUGGACAACUUCGAGUGGGCCGAGGGUUAUGAAACCCGAUUUGGUGUGACUUAUGUUGAUUAUGAGCACGAUCAGAAGCGGAUUCCGAAGAAGAGUGCUACGAGCAUUGCUCAGAUCUUUGAACGACUCAUCGAGAAGGCCUAG
Molecule: messenger RNA, 1497 nt
Organism: Penicillium daleae
Lineage: Eukaryota; Fungi; Ascomycota; Eurotiomycetes; Eurotiales; Aspergillaceae
Product: glycoside hydrolase family 1 protein
Exons: 4
Coding region: 1-1497 (498 amino acids)
Biological process (GO): carbohydrate metabolic process
Molecular function (GO): beta-glucosidase activity
Source: RefSeq, a predicted model, not a curated record